Molecule: messenger RNA, 1347 nt
Organism: Hydatigera taeniaeformis
Lineage: Eukaryota; Metazoa; Platyhelminthes; Cestoda; Cyclophyllidea; Taeniidae
Source: the annotation of a GenBank genome assembly
AUGGUGGACCGCAUUCAUUGGGUUCGCAUGGGUCCUCAGGAGUAUCGCUUAACAUGGGACAUCCAAAACGUUGAUAUGGAUGUCAACCGACUCUCACUAUCUGCAAUACCAACCGAUCUUGGUGACCAGCCGUAUGAGGGCACUGCGAAUUUCUUAGACGGACGGAUGAACCUUGAGCGGAUUCUACCGAAUAAAUGGUACAGCGUUCGCUUGGAAGCAUCGAAAGACCAGACUACCAUUUGGUCCUUCCUUGGAUCAGUAAAAUCUCUGCCUACAGAAGUGACGAUGACAAAUGUGGAGGACUUAAAUAAGCCUACUGUUUCAAACCACUUCCUUUGGUUGUACGUGAACCCCCAGACUUAUCAUCUACGUUGGGACAUCAAAGGUCUAGCCAAGUACAACAUGGACACAAUUACUAUAAAGUUAAAGAGAGCUGACGAUACUGGUGUGCCAAUUGAGAAGUCGGAGAAAUUCCAGCUCGGAGUAACCACUCUGGAGGACCUGGACUCUGACACAUUAUACAAUCUCGUUGUAAAAGCGACCGCCAACAGCAAUGAUAUAUGGACGUUCGACGCUAAAAUCAAAACCUUACCCACAGAAAUGAUAAUGACAGAAGUCGUAACCAUCAAAGCAACCGCUCUGCCGCACCACGUUAGUGUGGUUAAAUUGGACUCGACUACCUAUCAAAUAAAGGGGAACUUUGAGAGCCUGGCUGUACUCAAUGCUGAUCGAAUGGCUGUAACUGCAGAAGCAGUUGAUGCACCUGAAUCUGUUAUUACGAAAUCUGAGCGUCUUGCAGUAAAAGAAACCAAUCUUGAGGGACUCCGUCCCGACACUCUGUACAAUGUGCUUCUGGAGGCGUUCGCAGGUGAAGUCAAAGCCUGGUCUUACGCCACAACAUUCAAAACUUCGACCACUGCCAAAAAUUUCAGUAGGAUCUGGAGAGUGGCGGACAUUUUCUUCUUGUUUCCGCAAAGUGGUUGCAACUCCAUCUACAUCAUAAUCACCGGUGACAUGAAGGCCAACGCAGAGGCCAACAAUAAGUCUCCAACUUCCACCAAAUUUAUGAUUCCUUCUUUAAGACAACACCUUAGGUUCUCUCACAAACGUGUGCUCCUACAACGGACAAUGCAGAGUUGUGUAGAGAAGAAGAGUGGAUCAGCAAGUGGACAACGCAUGCACCCACCCACGAAGAUGGAGGACAGAGCGAUGGUCCACCUGUUGGACACCAGAGACGGCGUGCUUUCACCCACUGCUGGUGAGUGUGGUGGUGCCACCUACCUCCUCACUUCCCUUCAUCCUCCACUCCCUCACUUCUCUCGAAUUUUCAGCUGCCUCACUCAGUAG